This is a messenger RNA of Pipistrellus nathusii (Nathusius's pipistrelle), 543 nucleotides long. The record is from the annotation of a GenBank genome assembly. NCBI's taxonomy places the organism in Eukaryota, Metazoa, Chordata, Mammalia, Chiroptera, Vespertilionidae.
AUGAUAACCGCCACGGCUGAGCCUGAGUCAGCGGUCCCCUCGGUGCCCGAAACAGGGGCAGUCAGAGGAGACCCAGAGCUCGAGGAACCGACGUGGCCUUGGAAAGAUGCCCCGAUCCGGGCGCUGGUGCAGCGCAUCCACCAGUUGCAGGCUGAGCGUGCGCAGGCCUUCCGCCGCCUGGAAGAAGGCCACCACCAGUACCUGCGCAGCGGCCCGCCACACGACUUCCCGAGCUACCGGCUCACAGUGCACGAGGUGACCCAGGCCUUCGCCGCUGCCUCCCGGGAGGUGCUGGCGGUGGAGGCCGAGCUGGCCGGCCCUAGAGCGCAGCCGCUGCUCGCGGGCCAUGUGCGAAGCCUGCAGCAGCUGGAGCAGACACGCCUGGCUACGGUGGCCCUGCUGCAAAUGAUGGGGGCACAAGAGCUCACAGGGCAGGACGACACCCUGCAGGUGCACCAGCUGAAGAUGAAGGUAAUUAAAACCAUGGAAGCCAUCAGCGAGGUUCUCCAGGACCUCAGGUUCGAUGCAGAAUCUGCUGAGUGA